Messenger RNA from Suillus discolor, 3477 nucleotides. RefSeq lists its product as uncharacterized. The coding region runs from base 1 to 3477 and encodes 1158 amino acids. Gene Ontology annotation, molecular function: protein binding. The record is from RefSeq and is a predicted model, not a curated record. The transcript has 14 exons. Lineage: Eukaryota; Fungi; Basidiomycota; Agaricomycetes; Boletales; Suillaceae.
AUGACGACGCUCACUCCAAACAUCACACCCAUUCGAGCAUUUGAAGAUCACGGGGAUCGCGUAGUCGCAGUUGCAGUUUUUCGCAGCGAUGAACGCAUGGUCACAGGCUCUUAUGAUGGGAUGCUUCGUCUGUGGGACUUGGAAACAGGUGUAGUGUUGAAGAAGAUGAAGGGGCAUCGCAGUCGGGUGCGGGCAGUGGCCGUUUCACUAGAUGGGAAAUGGAUAGCAAGCGGUGAUGAGAGCGGCGAGCUCAUCGCCUGGCAUGCAAACACUGGGGAACUCGGCCAAACAAUUAACAAAGCCCACGACGGCUGGAUAUUUUCGCUUGAUUUUUCUCCAGACUCCACGGCGCUGGCCAGUGGAUCAUCUGACACCACUACGAAAAUAUGGAAGACAUCAAGUUGGACGCAGUCCGAUUAUUUACCCAACUGUGGUGGAAUUGUCCGCUGUGUUCGGUAUUCAGCACAUGGAUGUCUUGCGAUUGCAACAAACAACCAUAUUCGAAUUCACCAAAGCUACAAUUAUUCCAAUGUAUACCCGUGUCUGAGAACAAUCGGCGGAGGAUUCGACUGCUCACUCGCAUGGACACCAGAUUGCAAAAGGCUUCUCUCGGGAGGCAACGGGGCAGAUCCCACCAUACGAGAGUGGGAUACAUCGACCUGGCAGCAGGCCGGUGGUCCCUGGAAGGGCUAUUUCAAGAAUAUCCACGCCAUUUCUCUGAACUCUAGCGGCACUCUCCUUGCCUCCGCAUCUCAUGACAAUCGUGUCUGCCUAUGGCGACUCUCAGAUCAACGAAACAUUGCCAUAUUCAAGCACUCUGGAGAGGUGAACUGCGUCACGUUCUCUGCUAAUGGCAAGCGCAUCCUCAGUGGAGGUGUGGAUAAAAAGAUCUCAGAGUGGCCAACAUCCGAGGAUGCUUUGCCAGAGGACGGUCCAAAGGGUGGUCUCAUGAAGGAGCAAGCGACACGCCAAAUCCUCGCUAUGAACUCGACAGUCCGCAACGCAUGCAUAGCUGGGGAUUGGCCUACUGCUGAAAAGGCACUCAAUAUAGAUAUUGAGGCUGAUGCCAAUGAUCACACCGCCUAUGCCAAUCGUGCAUUUGUUAUGGCGCGCAAAUCCGACUGGAACCAAGCACUUCAAGACGCAAUUCAGUCCCUCAGCAUUCAGCCAUCAUUGGCAGGCCAUAUCUCCGAGGGCAUUGCCCUAUGCGGAAAAAAGCAGGUUCUGGCCGCGAGGAUAUCAUUCGACCUCGCAUCUAUGUUCACGAACCGAGAAUUAAAGACCGACCACUUCCUUUUCUUGAUCAAGGCAGAAGCAAUACUUCGCAUCCGAGAGCUAGCUGCGUGUCCCAACGUUGAUCUUGUUGCUUGCUAUAUCGUGGAAGCCUACCUACGUGUUCAACUGGGAAAGAUGGCCUUGGACAGUACGCGCCAUAAUGAAGCUAUUGAACAUUUUACUGCCGCUGCCAAUGCUAGCACUUUCUUCUACAAAUCGUCAAUUCAUUUGACGUAUGAUGAAUUUGCCGUCCUCUUUGGCUGGAACCUCAAGUCCUUGUGGCAAACUGCAAACCAGCAACAGUGUUAUGCACUCUUUCGAGCAGGUAGUUUUAAAGCAGCCAUCGAAUCGUAUCAGUCCAUCAUGGAUAAGAUUGAUGACGAUAUGAAGGUCGGCUUACGUGCUUGGUUUGCUGAACCAUGGUUCGAACCGGACUUUUGGUCCGGUUCUCCGCGGUUCGGUCCAUGGUUCUUGCGCCAGCCAGAACCGGACCGGAAAACGGUUCUCGGUUCUAGAUCUUCCCAAACGGUCCAGUUCUGGUUCGGCCUUCCCGAACCAUUCCGAACCCUUAUCGACUUCAACUUCGACAACACCUGCCUCGACGUCAGACUGUCGUCUUCGGGAUUCACAUUGUUGAUUAAUCAAGCUACAUUUAGCCUUUUUGAAGGUAUACCAGAAGUUCUAUUCAUUGAGGACCGGCUACAACACUGCGCAAGACUACCUUUUACUGGAGGUGGAUAUGUUAGGCGCGGUCAAGGUGGAUUUUGGAGGGAUUGUGUCUUGCGCUAUGCUGCAGAGGUGCGGCCAGCACCCAUCGCUACCAGCGCACAACCCAUCACACGCCACGCCACCUGCGCCUAUGUUGAUGCCCGCCACCUCACUGCAUCCCCUCUCACUCGCUUGCUGUUCUUGCCGGCUGGCUUUUGCUGGCUCGCUUGCCAUGUCUCACUCGCCCACUGUCUCUCACCCUCUGUCUCUCGCCCGUUGUCUCUCACCCCGCUGGACGCGACCCAAUCUUUCAAUACGAUGAGAGUUUUUGGAGGCUUUGCGCAUCGCGCGAUUGAGGACAUCAUUUGGAAGAACUACCAUCAUUUUCGUCCUCUCACCUUUGGGUUUGACGCUUGUGCUUCAGGGCUAUCGCAAACAAUCCUGAAGUCUUCCCCGAACCACACAGGUUUAAUCCUCAGCGUUGGAUUGACGAUGCAGGUUGCGCGCGAUAAUCUCCGGUUGAUCUCCGGUUUUUCACUUUUGGCUUUGGCCGUCGAGUGUGUCCUCACGAAUUGGUCAGUCUUCAUCAAUACGGCUCUCAUCAUGUGGGCUUUCCACUUUUCGGAGAAUCCUGCGGCCACCAGCAUCACAAUUUUUUCUGAAGCGCCGGCCACGUCAGCAUCUUCAGCAGCUACAGAGGCAGAGGGGUAUGGAGUCAUCAUUAGAUCACAUAAAAGAGCAACCCUCGGUGAUCUACUCAAUUCUGAUACAACUUGUCUAUCUCCUGCCUUGUAUCACAAUUCACUGGUAUCGCCUAGCUCACAAAGACCUCCGCCUAAGUUCCUCGAAGCACUAGACCCAACGGCUACCAUCAAAGAUCGCGCAUACCAGGUAAUAAUCCAAUUCGUCCCACUAACCUUCAAUCCAGGAAACCCAGAACACAUCGACAACCUUGAACAAGAGAACAACUGGAGCCAAGGUGUUCUAACAUCUGCACGCUGGGUCAAGCCCCCAGAAAAAUGCAACAACACCCAAAGGGUCGCUCACAUCAUGGCAUCAUUCAAUGACCCGAAUGUAGCUAACACUAGCAUCCGAGAUGGCAUUACUCUCAACAAAUACCGCCUCCAAGUCAAGAAGAACAAACGUGAACCCAUACGAUGCGCGAAAUGCCAACACUAUGAACUAGCGAAUGCACGGACAAAUCAAGCACGGUAUGCACUUCCUGUCAAUCUGAAGACCACACAAGCUGGGACCGAUCCUGCCCAACAUUCAUCCGCAAAUGCGCAGACCUCGACGCCAGACAAUCUGAAAACACAAUGCCCUACUUCCCUACCGACGACACAUGGACUCAAGUUCAAGCACCCUCCAAAGCCAAACCGUUCAUCAGGAAGGAACCCACACCGGAAUAUUCGGAACCCUCUCAACACACGCAAGACACGCUCAAGAGACACUUUCCCCCCAGAGGAAGCCGUAACACCAGAGGCUCAUACCUAA